GGCGGCGCGCGCAUGCAUGCAUCGCCUUAAUUAAUUGCACAACAUUAAUAAAUGCAUGAAAUUCCUUUCAGCAUACAUGUGUGUUGCUUGCUAAUGAAACCUGUAGAUGAUGAUGAUGCUCGUGAGGUAUGCAACUUGUAAGAUGCUGCUCAUGGUGCAUGGUGUUUAAUUGCACCACGAUGCAGCAUUUGUGCACAACCAAAAUCUCCAGUGCUGAAUUAACUCGAAAUAAGCUGUAUUGAAUAAACACUCUGAAAUAGUGCUCAUUUGAGACCAGUGUUGUUGCAAUUAGAGAUUUAUCAGUCAUACCCAGACUUGCAUACGCACUGAUAUGCCUUCAUGUUGAAACUUGCUUAGUGAGUUAUUUUUUAAAUAGCUGAGGGCUGUUUCUUAUUUUUGUCAGUUUCACACCCAAAACCACUGGUUGCACAUCUGCCAAAGCUUGUGUGGAACCAAAAAAUCCACAAAGGUGAUGCUGAACUGUGAACCAUCUGUGUCUCAAAAAAAAAAAAAAAAAAAAAAAAUCCCUGCAGCCAUCAAGCAACAGCCUGGAGCAGUUCAGUCUCUGACACUUCAGACAUUUUUCAUUCUGGCACUCGGAUAAUAGACCCAAGCAGCUGUGUUGUGUUCUUCCACACCUGUCCUCUUUGGAGUGAGGAAAAAGGACAGCUGGGUCUGGACUGAGAAGAACUGCGGUGUAGAGUUUCAAUGCUGGGACGAGAGCAUCAAGAGAGACUUGUUCUGUUGUGCAUUGAUUGUGCUGAUCUCAUUAUAGUGCAUCUGGAGUCUCUCACUUCCUCUACAGAGUGAAACACAUUCUAACUGUCAUGCUUCCUCACUUUUUAGGGCUGGAUAGGCAAGGUUGCAUGUGUAUGUGUGUGUGAGAGAGUGUGUGUGUGUAUGUGUGUGUAUGUAUACAUCUGUGCAUGUGUGCGUGAUCAGUUCCGCUUCAUAACUUUGAGUCAAAUCGGAUAAAACCAAAUGUAACUGCAUACAUUUACCUAAGAGGUUAUUUAAAGCUGUGGUGAAACUGUGGUACUGUGGGGGAUACAGACUUUUGCACAUUUGGAUUCCUGUAAAUUCUUUUCAAUAUUGACCCGUCCUUUAGUGUUACUGAACUGCCUCCAUGUCUCAUCAAGUCAUGAGGUCAACAGCAGGGGACAAGCCUAAGCCUGACUCUAUUCUUAUCUCAUCCUCCCAGUGUAACACACCUUCACAACACACAAACACACUUCCUCCUUUCUGUAAACCUCAGCACUGAGAAUCUUUAUUUUCUUCAGCUGAGAUUUAGGACUGCGGUAAAUUCUCUGAAAGCCUGGGAUCAAGAGAAAGAGGAAAUCUCCCUUCACUGGAGUUUGACCCUUGACCUCAGAGGAAGCAGAGGAAAGAGUGGUGGCCAAAGAGGAAGAAAGAGUGGCGUGGAGGAAGUGAAGGAGAGGGUGAUAAAGAGAAAACGUGACUGGGAGAGAGAUGGAGUCGCUAUCAACCGAGUCAGCCACGGUGGAUGAGCUGGUGGAGGCCUGCAUCAAUGCUUUCGAUGACACAGGGAAAUUAAAGGACUUGCCGUUGGUGCGGAUGUUUCUGAUGAUGCACCCCUGGUACCUGCAAUCCACAGAACUGGCCAAGAAACUCCUGCUCAAGUCUCAGGAGGAAAGCUGCACUGCCGAGCUAAGGAGUCGAAUCUGCCACCUAGUCAAGUUCUGGAUCUCAGAGUUUCCUGUCGAGUUCAAUCUUAAUCCAGCUUUGGCUGAACAGAUUCGAGAUCUGAGGGAUCAGCUUAACACUGAAGGCAAUGAGCGGGAGAGUCAGCUCAUCGACGUUGAGAGUGUCCCCUCAUAUAAGUGGAAGCGUCAGGUGACCCAGCGUGUGCCAUCCAUGUCAAAAAAGAGGAAGAUGUCCCUCCUCUUCGAUCACUUGGACGCCUCCGAACUCGCAGAACAUCUUACCUACCUGGAGUAUAAGUCCUUUUGCAAGAUUCUGUUCCAGGACUAUCACAGCUUCGUGAGGCAUGGCUGCACGGUGGAUAACCCCAUCCUGGAGCGCUUCAUCAUGCUCUUCAACAGCGUCUCCCAGUGGAUCCAGCUUAUGGUGCUCAGCAAGCCUACGGCCCAGCAGCGCGCUGGCGUCAUAACACACUUCGUACGAGUCGCACAGAAACUGUUGCAGCUGCAGAACUUUAACACCCUCAUGGCGGUGGUUGGAGGCCUCAGUAACAGCUCCAUCUCCAGGCUCAAAGACACACAGGCCCACAUCAGUAACGACACCAACAAGAUCUUUAACAGUCUGCUGGAUCUGGUGACAUCAUGUGGGAACUACAGCCAGUACCGGCGGCGAUUCUCAGAGUGUUCAGGUUUCCGGUUCCCGAUCCUGGGCGUUCAUCUGAAGGAUCUGAUCGCGGUGCAUGUGGCUCUGCCAGAUUGGACUGAUGAUGAGAAAACGCGUGUUAAUCUGACCAAGACCCAACAGCUCUACUCCAUACUGCAUGAGCUGGCACUGGUUCAGACCACGCCGCCCAACAUAGACGCCAACACCGAUCUGCUUAACCUUCUCACGGUGUCACUGGACCAGUAUCAUACAGAAGAUGAGAUAUACCAGCUCUCACUACAGAGGGAACCUCGAAGCUCCAAACCAGCUAACUCAAACCCCACCCCCAGCCUAGCGAAUAAGCGGCCAUCGAUGGUUGAUGAGUGGGCAGCGUCGGUGAAGCCUAAAGCAGAUCCUGCUAUCAUCACCAAACACAUUGAGAAGAUGGUUGAAUCUGUCUUCAAGAAUUUCGACACAGAUGGAGACGGCUAUAUAUCCCGCGAGGAGUUUGAGAGCAUCAGGAAUAACUUCCCCUAUCUCAGCAAGUUUGGAGAGCUUGAUACAAACCAGGAUGGGAAGAUCAGCAGGGAAGAGAUGAUAGAUUACUUUAUGAAGGCCAGUUCACUGAUGAACUGUAAGAUGGGCUUCAUACACACGUUCACAGAGACCACUUACGUUAAGCCCACCUUCUGUGAGCACUGCGCCGGAUUUAUAUGGGGCUUUUAUAAGCAAGGAUACAAGUGCAAAGUGUGUGGUGUGAACUGUCAUAAGGCAUGUCGCUCACGGCUGGCGGUGGAGUGUCGCAAGCGGGCGAAGAGCAUCAGUCACGAGACUCCGCCCGCCCUUCAAGCUCGCUCUUUCAGCUUUCCACCUCCGUCUAACUCGCACUCUAAUCUCCAGGAUACAGUGAUUGCAGAGGAGGAUGCAGAAGCACUGAGGGAGGCGGUGUUUGAUGUCCACCUAUAAUCCAGGUACAUCAGAGAUUUACACAUCAGCUACUUGGUCAAGUGAUAUUUUUAUAAGUUAUUAUUGGAUUAAAGAGUAUAUACAGUAUUAGGGGUGUAAUGCCAUUGCCAGUAUCUGUUUUCUGUGUCUGUAUUUGGAUUUAAACCUGAAGUAGGUGUGGCCUAAAACAGAAAAGUGUUUUUUUCUUUCAUUUUCUCCCCAUUUGGCCAGUUCCCACCCACCACCCAGCUCUCCCCUAUCAUACGACAACUACCAGCUGGGGAGAGUGAAGGCUAACACGUGCUUCCUCUGAGACCACAUAUUAUUGUGUUGUGAACUGCUGCUCAUGCUGCAUCACAGGGCAGUGUAACAUACAUGGAGGAAAGUUUUAUCUACCCUCUUCCACAUACAUGAACUCACAGACACCUAUGAUUGGCUAAUGUUGCAGUGAUUGACGGGGAGAAAGGGUAUGCCAUACUUCCCAUCCAGGGAUCAUGGCCGAUUUUGCUCUCUAGACUCUCAGAUGGCUCAUUGAACUCGCAAUCUCCUGACGAUAGGGUGAAUAAUUUUCUCUUGCGCCUUUCAGCAGGGCUUCUUUUUUAUAUUAAAUCUGAACCCCAGGAAACACUGAAAAACACUGGGAAGAAAACUAGAGGUAUAAUUGUCAGCAUUGCCAGUAUGGUCUGUGAAUUCUGUUUUUAAUCUCACUCAUGCAGUUAUUAUUUUUGUUUGUACCUUCCAAACUAAAUUUCCAAAAAUACGAACAAAAUAGUAGCCUAAUAUAAAAUAAUGAGAAUUGAAUGAACAUUGUAAAUGAGUCUUUGUCUUACGAGAUAAAUGUAAAUACCUCUCACUCGCGUGAUGCUUUUGGUUCCCAAUCCCGAUGUACACCUCUAGUCUCAACCUGAGAUAUAUAUAUUAUAUAUAUAUAUGCAGCAUUACACCAUGUAAGCAUGAACAACACUGAGGAGCUUCAUCGUUGUUCAUGGCUUCCAGGUUCCUGGCAGAAGAUAAACACUGGGAAAACAUCUAGUAUUCCUCUCACCCCAGCUCAACUCUAAUCCUAAUCCUAAAAAAGCCUGAAUGAGAUGAGUAUAAAGGACGCUUCUACCACCACUGGUCUUUUAGUAGCCUGAAUCAGACGUCGUCAUGCGAUUUUACUACUCAGAAAAGAUCAUGUCUGAUCACAUCCAGGCACAGCUCCAGGACUAAGACGUCAGCUUGCUUCCAUCUUGUGGAUGAGAGCUGCAAGUGCAAAGCAGAUUGAGCACUUGUUCCUCUUCUUUUAUUCUCCUUUAAAUGUCAUCUUGAAUGUGAUAUUUUUAUAUGUAUUAUCUAUUUGUCAAUAGCGUUAGUGUUUUUAUAUUUCAGGUUUAGUGAGACUAAUAAGAGAGCAAAGCCACUUAUUAAAAGAUGAAAUCAUUAAAAAGACAUAAAUGAAAUUUAUAUAUGAUAUAUAUAUAUAUAUAUAUAGGUAACACUUUCUAUGAAGGUUACAUUUAUAAUGAACAUAAAACACAUUCAUAUCAUGUUAUAAUGCAUUCAUAAGGCACUAUACACAUCGUAAUAAUUAUGAAAACACACUUCAUAGCUUUCUUUAUGACGAAUAUGUAGUGUUUAUAACACAAUUUAACACUAAGCUCACGCAUGCAUAAUGCAUAAUGGUGCGUAAUGGGAAUUGUUUUGAUUUUUUUUUCUUAAACUCUCUGGUAUACAUCAUUUGUUAUUCAGGAAAUCUUAUUACAAAACUUUACAACUUCUGAAAAUAUGUCUACAGCUAAACAUAAUGCACUCUGGGGCUGAAUUUCUUUAUUAUUAGUGAUUUAUUGUGUUAUGAGCACUGCUUAUAAUGCAUUAUGACAGCAAUUUAUAAAUGUAUUAUAAACUUUGCUAAAAAACAAACUAUUCAUAAUUUUCAUAAAUUAUUAUAACAAUAUGUACAGUAUAAUGCCUUAUGAAUGCAUUAUAUGUUAUAUCAAUGUUAUGGCCUUCAUAGAAGGUGUUGCCUGAAUAUACAAAGAGAAAAUUGGGUAACACAUCCUAUGAAGCCCAUAUUCAUAAAUAUUCAUUGUGCUUAUAAUUUGUUAUAAGCAUUUAAAUAAAGUCUAAUAAUGGCUCAUAAGGCUGUAAUGAUAUACUGUGAAUAAUUCCUUGAUAAUGUAAUCAUGUUAAUGCAAGUGUCACUAUUUAUUAGAAUGCCAUUAUAAUAUGCCAUUUUAUAAUAGGAAGAAGAGAAGAGACGUUUCCUGAGCACAGUAAGUCUAAUGAUAUGUCGUGAAAAUCACAGACUUGUGAAGUGAGCUACACUCAACAUGUGUAAAGACAGAGAUAAAAUUAUUUAUUUCAUACCGAUCUUAUUCAAAUAACGUAGUAAUAUAGGUCGGCUUUGUUAACAUGACAUGUAGAAAAAGUGAAAGUUUGAUACUCUGCUAUGUAUUGAUAUUCAGCAUAUAGAAGGUGCAGGUAAAUGCUUUUUCUGUGAGACUGGGUUGAUUAAUUUUUAACAUUUUUAGCACAUCCUUCUACUUUGCAGUAUUAUUUCUAUUAUUUGUUGCUAGGAAAUUUCUACGCAGAUUUGACUUCCUGUAGCCAGGCAUGUAGGAAGUGGCAAAUUCUGGACAGAAAUUUUUGAGAAAAUAUUUAGGUUUAGGUUAGGCUAUUGGAAUGGAAAAAGACUGGUUAAGCAUUUUUUAAAAAAUCACUUAUGGAACAAUUUAGAAUAAUUUUGUCUAAUAUUAAUAAUAAUAUUAAUAAUAAAAAUAAUAACGAUUUUUUAAAAUAUAUUUUUGAUUAUGUUCACUGAAAAAAUUUCAUUCAUUUUCAAUUUUUGUUCCCUGUAACCCUUCUGAUCCCUGGUUAUAUCAUUAUAAUAUUUUUUUUUAUAAUUGUUAAUAAAAAGCAGUUCCUUUAUAAUUAUGCCCAGGUCAUUAUGGGUUCUAAAGGAUGUUCAGUACACCAGCACAUGGUACAUGGUGUUAUAAUGCAUAUUUAGACUUGCAUUAAAACAUGAUUACUUAUUAGAACUUUCUAACAUGCUUCCAAGCAAUCAUUACCAACCUACAGUGUAUCAUAAGCACAUUUCUAAUGAUUUAUAAUAUAGGCUUCAUAGAAAGUGUUACCAAAAAUGCGUUCCUUUACUCUAAAGGUGCUGAGAUACUCAGAGCUCAAUGUUAAGCCAGUUGUGUUUGCAUUGUGAGUUGUUCGCCAUUGACUGCAAUAUAGUUCGUGCUAAAACCUGAAUAAUGUACAGUUUAAAGCUUGUGAAAAAAAUAAGUGCUCUGUACAUAUGCUGUGUAGUUUUUUUCUUUCUUUUUUUUUUGUUGGAAUGAUUAUAGUAGCCUAAGUAGACAUUUGAAUGGAUAUUUUUAGGUAUAUAAAUGGGUUUUUAUGUGUGUUUAAAAAUCAUAAGAUACAGAAAAUCUUAAUUCUCAGAACACUUCCAUUAACUGAACCAUGAAUGUAGACAAUCCAGUUGAUACAGUCCUUAAAAAUGUGCUUCUUUAAAUAGGAAAGUUAAUGUAUUUUUUGCCACGUCCUUGCUAUUGUAUUCCAAGUGCACUGCCAUUAUACUAAAUAUGUUAAAUGUCUUUUUGGUGUUUUUUUAAUUUUUUUAGCAUGCACUAUGAACAGUUUUAUACUACUCUAUCCGUUUCUUUGUGUGCGUGUGUGUGUAUAUAUAUAUAUAUAUAUAUAUA
Molecule: messenger RNA, 6944 nt
Organism: Pangasianodon hypophthalmus (striped catfish)
Lineage: Eukaryota; Metazoa; Chordata; Actinopteri; Siluriformes; Pangasiidae
Product: RAS guanyl-releasing protein 2
Exons: 16
Coding region: 1471-3270 (599 amino acids)
Biological process (GO): positive regulation of GTPase activity; Ras protein signal transduction
Cellular component (GO): plasma membrane
Molecular function (GO): guanyl-nucleotide exchange factor activity; calcium ion binding
Source: RefSeq, a predicted model, not a curated record